AUGAAGGUCUUGUCCACUAUCGCUGUCACGGCUGCUGUGGUCAAGACCGUCUGUGCUCAAUCACCGCUGUCGUUGACCUCGACCACUAGUAACGUGACGUCGUCAAGUCCUUCGACCUCGACGAAAUCCCAGCCGUCCUCCCGAACAAAGGCGUCGUCCAACAACUUGCCUGGGAGUGACUUUAUGGCCUCAUUGACCACUGACUCGUCAGUAGCCAAGUCGGAUGCCUAUCACAUGAUGCCUGUGCAUGCAGUACAUGUCCGAGUGCAGAGCGACAUGCCCGUGUGGAAUGACGAGCUCGGGCGCUUUGUGUCAUCCUUCUAUGACGAUUCUAGCGAGGCGUACGUGGGUCUCAUGGAUACAGUGAACACCGCAUCGGUGGAGGGUGCGCUCAUGUAUGUGCAGGCUGAAGGUAUCAACUAUGCCACCCGGUCGGAAGAAGAUCGAUGCAAGCGCAAGAAUGAGAUGGCCUACCUUGUCUUUUACGAGUACGCCAUUGCACAGACAAACGAGACGCUAGCGCUGUACCAGGACACAGCUAGUCAGAAUGAGUACGGUCCAAUGUUGGCCAUGGACUCGGGUCGCUGCACGCCCGACUCGACCACGUCGUCCGGUGAUGAAGCUUUUCCUACGGCCUGCUACUACUUUAACGGUGAAGACGGCGAGCCAAACGUCGGUCCAUUUGUAGGUGGCACGACAAAGGAGACGGACCCCCGUGCUCCGUAUCCAAACAACGUCUGGUACUCGUUCCCACACACGUGUCCACUCAAUGAAUGGGGCGACAAGUCGACCGAGUGCCGCACGGGCACGCGCAAGGGACUUUGUGACCUUGGCGUUAUGCCCGAUGGCAUCAGCUGUACGUUUGCGUACCGCGUGCUUGGGUUCAUUUCGAUUGAUGACCUCGUGGGCAUCACGUCUAUGGAGAACAACAAGACAGGUGAGACGUAUGCCGACUUUGCCGAGUUUUGUGAAGAUGGCGGUGUGGAGUUUAGGGCCUCGGAGGCCGGCGAGUGGAUUGAGAGCAUUCCAUUUUGGAAGAGCCCACAGGACGAAGAGACGAAUGCCGAGCGCGCGGCAAAGCUCGUCGAAGCCUAUUAUAACCUGACGAAUGGUCUAAUCGAGACGUCCGGCCUAGACUCGAGUGUCAUUGAACACAUGCUGCCCCUGCCCACUCCCGAGGAGCUCGCGGUCGAGAACCCGGCGUGCUAUCUCAAUGUCGAGAAGUGCAACACGGAGGUUGGCUGCAAACGUGAGCUGUACGGUUCCACGUGCACAGUCUGUACGUCGACGUCGGAUGGAUGCGAGGCUCCACCGAGCGACUGGAAGUUUCCGUCUUUGGAGAAAGCAGUGGGCGAGAAUGGCGGCACUGGAGAUGUUUCGGGGAGCGGGUCGUCGACUAAGGACUCGGAUUCGACGGACAAUGGCGCUGCGAUCAACGGUUUGUCCACCGUGCUCAUGUCGACAAUGCUGACUCUGGUCGUCAUCCAGUUUGUCUAG
Peronospora matthiolae is the source of this 1497-nucleotide messenger RNA. The record is from the annotation of a GenBank genome assembly. NCBI's taxonomy places the organism in Eukaryota, Oomycota, Peronosporomycetes, Peronosporales, Peronosporaceae.